UUCCUUCCCCCUCUCCACCAAUUCCGACAGAGCUCCUCAAGUCUCCUGCCUUACACGCUCUUUUGCUUCUGCACUUAAACUCCCUCCACUUGCUUAACCCUUACUCUUGCGUGGUUUGAUGUCAUAGCAACCGUUUACCAACAACUUAGAUUCAUCCAUUUACAAAACCCGUUGCGGCCUUAGUACUCACCGCCGUUCAUUCGCCCAAUUCGUUCCUUGUCGCCUUUGCUCCACAUGCGUCGCCAACAAAUCAAGUUUUAAGCGCCUAAUAGCUCUCAAUAAUUAAGGUCAUCUUAGCAAUGCCUCACAAAGACCGCGAUAACGAUCCUGAGGUCGAAGACGAACAAAUUUCAUCCGAGAAGCUGCGUCACAGGUCUUCCAAAAGUGUCAGAGACCCAAAUCGAAAGCACAAAUCAAGAUCGAGAACCAUAAAUCCCGAAACGGGAGAGUCUGUCAAGUCAUCUCAUCGUCGGAGGAAGGAUAAAAUAAAGGACGAGAAAAGUGAAGGAAUGUCGGAAGUGACAACUACUACAAUGGCGGAUGUUGUGCCUGAGCUCUCGAGGACUUCCUCUACGCCAGGUGCAUCAUCCUACCCAACCUUCAAUAAAAAUUACAGUAAGGAGGCAGUAAAUAGUUAUGUUUCUGAAAGGCCUUCAAAGUCGAAGACUACACCUUACACACCAGAAGCUACAGAUAUCGACUCCGAGAAGCAUAGAUCGAAAUCUACAGAGAAUCUAAGACGAGCACCUUCCGCAAAAGGCAGGCCGCCGAGUCCACCAGAUACUGAAUUUACACACCGACAGAAAUCUACAUCUUCAAGGGUGAACAAGGUCAGGGAGGAGGGUUCCGAAAUGUCCUCUAGGCCCAGUUCCCGAAGUUCGGAACAUCGAAAGUCAUCCAGGAAGGAAAAAGAAGACCGGUCCACAAUAUCUUCCAAAUCUAGACAAACAAAGACUGGCACGCCACCCAUGCGGACAGCAAGUUCAAGAUCUUCAAGGACCGAGAGGUACGAUGAGGAUGACGACUCCAAUAUCACAUCGGUGGCAGGCAAACGUCAACCACAACCUACAUCCCGACGCAGGCCUACAAAUAUUGACACGGAUUCCUCCCCAGCGUCGGCACAGGAUUCUUCACCAAAAACCCCCACUCAGACUCCGCAAUUCCCUCCUAGUACGGCUGAUACAAAAUCUAUCCCAUCUCCUUAUAUGCAUUUUGAUGCAUCCUCUGUUAAAUCUAGUGUGUAUGGCUCUCCACGUCCUCCUCCACCACCCCCUCCCCCGAAUUUACCAUUAAACAUCCCUAGCGUUGAUUACCUCCUCCAGAAUGGUGGACUCGUUCGUCCAGUUCCCAAGACUUUACUCUCCACCUCGUCCCAUUCUUCCCCUCCCGCGGAAAUACAGAAGAUAUUUGGGCCAUACUUCAACACCCUGGACCAAUACGAGACAGUCCUCAACAAGAGUGGGUCACUUGCCGUUGCUACAGGAUAUCGCUCUGUUGCGAGAAGAUUGCUCGAUCGGUUGGAAAAUGUUUUUGCUAGAGAUUUAUCAUCUGAUGGUUGCUUGUGUGUUAUGUGCCAGGAUUUAGAUCUUGAUUCUCACGAGGGAAGUAGAGGUCUCUCAUGGGGAGAGGUUUUGGAGUGGGUUAGUGGUCGACGUGAACUUCCUGAAUGGCCUGCCUUCGACUUCUCGGCGCUCGGCUCGAAAUCGGUCGAUGAUCUAGCUGGUCUUGGUAUAUCAGGUCAUCACAGGCCCGGAUCACCCAUCAAGAUCGAUCCUGAUGUUGCUGACGAAUUUCGCGAACACUAUCUACGACAAUCGAUAAAAACAAAGGCUUCGGUUGAUAAAUGGCUCUCAAGUUGUCCUGAGACGACAUCUGCACCUCCUCAAGAGGUCGACGAUGAAACUCUUUCGUUUGCUAUACUGACUCAUCUCAACCAUCAUGAUCGACCUCUCUUCAACGCUUUGCUUACUGGCUCCACCACACUACAACCCGUUUCGCGUGCACCAACUCCCAUGCGAAAGCCACGCUCGGAUUUUAUGAUAAAAACUGUACAGUCUAUGCAGAGAUUGUAUCGAUUGCCACUUCCUCCACGAGAUCCAGAAGUUGCUAUAUACUUGCUAAAGAACCCUCAUAUUCACAAUCUUCUCGCAACUAUAUCUGGCAUUGCACCAUCUGAGUGGGAAAUUUUGAUAUCUGGUCGAUUUGAUGGAUUCUUAUGGUCCGGAGCUGAUAGUGAAUUUAUCGAUGACUUUCCCUCUCGUGGGCCCACACCAAAUGGCUACCGAGGACCAUCACCUGUAAUGAGAAACCCUUCUCGUAACAACACGCCAUUUUCACCCCGGUCAGCAAGUUAUGGUUCUCGUGGCCCUACACCAUCUCAACAGUACAGACACCCAGUCUCGAACGAUGAAGAGAUGGAAAUUGCAGUCCUGGCUGAAAUAGAGCGUGAGAUAUAUGUAGGAAUGGAGGCUCUUGAAGAUGCAUUUGAGGGUUUACAUCGAAAGGCUGAGGCUGUUCGCAAAGCUCUUCGUGAACGUGGUGUCGGAUUGACAAUGGCAGCAGAGUCUAGACGAACAAGUCGCCCUGAGAUCAUUGUUGGUACUCCUGGUCCUUACUCAGCAGGUUUGGGACCAGGAUACGAGAGACCAAGUUGGGCAGAAGGGGGCAGCGAAUUUAUGAGUGAGGCUGAUUGGGAUGAAGAUGAAAUGCAGAGUGAAUUGGCACCAGAUGAUUCUGCGAGUAACAUCAGCAGUUCAAGACACAGACGACCCAAACGAAGAAAUGAAAGACGAACCCCGGCAUUGGUUGAAGAGGAUGAAGAUGAGGGUUGAAACCGACAUAUUAUUUCACAUGGAUGCGAUAUUAUUGAUGAUAUGAAAAUGAUGAGAUUAUGAGAUGGAGCUCUUACAGAGACGGAUGAAAUGAGAUUACGAUUUGUUUAUGAAAUGAUAUCCUACCUACAGCGAGAGUACCAACAUGGAAAAUAACGACAUAUGAAGGAGGUUGUUGCGAGCUAUAGAACGACUAGUGGUUCUGCAUCUGGAAAGGACAUUAUUACUCUGUUGAACAGGAUAUUUUGUGGUUUUAUAGGUAGGCAGGUAGCUUGCAAUGUGCAGAUUCGCAUACAGUGUGAAAAUUGGAAUUGAAUGAUGUAAUACCGAUCGAUUAGUGGACAUAGAAAAUAGCAUAGCAAUGAUAUUAUAACAAUACCUCUAA
This is a messenger RNA of Sclerotinia trifoliorum, 3216 nucleotides long. The record is from the annotation of a GenBank genome assembly. Lineage: Eukaryota; Fungi; Ascomycota; Leotiomycetes; Helotiales; Sclerotiniaceae.